Messenger RNA from Cetraspora pellucida, 336 nucleotides. The record is from the annotation of a GenBank genome assembly. NCBI's taxonomy places the organism in Eukaryota, Fungi, Glomeromycota, Glomeromycetes, Diversisporales, Gigasporaceae.
AUGCCAACUAAUCCAACCUCUUGCAUCGAAACUCUUAAUAAGCAAUGGUACAAACUUAGUAUAGCAAUGAAAAAGGCAGCCAAUGAAACAACAAAAGUUACACCUCACACCUAUUUGGCAUUCACCAAAAAAUCAAUACUACUCUAUACUGCAUUAAAAAAUCUAAACAAAAGCCUACACAUACUUAUAUCUACUAAACCACCUACCUUACUACAACAAAUUAUUAUACAAAUUAACCACCUACUAAAAAAAACACAAACAUUAACAGAUCUUCCUAUUGAAAUUCUUAGCGAAAAUAGUCUAACUUAUACCAACUUUAGCAAUACUGUUAACUAA